AUGAAUACGCUCCCUGAUUUGAACGGUUUGGAUUUAGUUACAUACAUGGCAUGUAAAAGGUGGAUGCAUGCAUGUGUAUGAUUGAUCAUAUUCGACAGAGUACCAAACAAGUCCUUUUAUAUAGUCUUCUCCAUGUAUGUUAGGAAGGGUGACUGCCAUGGAAAGAAGCAAAGGGAGGAAAGGGGGAGAAGAGAAAUGGAUACAGCACUACAGCAGCUCUCACAAGAUACUGCUUGUAGGAGAGGGAGAUUUCUCUUUCUCUGCCUGUCUUGCAAAGGCCUUUGGUUCGGCUACUAACAUGGUGGCAACUUCAUAUGAUUCAAAAGAGAAGUUAGAGAGCAAGCACUGGAGUUCCGGGGACCACCUGGAGGAAUUGAAGGGCCUGGGAUGUAUGGUGUUGCAUGAUAUUGAUGUGCAUGUCAUGAACCAACAACCAAUCCUAAAGAAGAUGAAGUUCGACCGUAUUGUAUACAACUUUCCACACGCAGGCCAUGACCCUUUGCUCCACGAAUGGAAUUCGCAGCUCAUUGAGCGACACCAGAAACUCUUAUCUGGUUUCUUCCGGAGUGCACGUGAGAUGCUGACCGACGGUGGAGAAGUGCACGUGUCCCACCGGAACGAUGACCCUUACAACCGUUGGAAUUUGGAGAAGCUGGCCGAAACAGCGGGCCUUGUGUCGAAGAAACGUGCGAAAUUUAGGAAGUCCGACUAUCCAGGCUACCACAAUAAAAGAGGUGGUGGAAUUAGAAGCGACCAAGAGUUCCCUUUGAAUGAGAGCUUCACCUUCAAGUUCUCGUUAAGGGAUUCUUCAACUAUGCAACAAAGUACGACAUCAACGAGUGGCUGUGAUGAUAUUAGCGAGGCCUUACAAGUUGAUAACUAUGCAACAAAGUACGACAUCACCUUCGAGUUCUCGUUAAUGCUAGAACUCAUGUCUUACAAUGCUUCGGCAGCAUCUGCACCUAGAAGCAAUAGCAAUGCCUUUAGCUUGAACUCUGUUAUUGACGGGGAUCGCAUUUUGAAGAACUCUCCACAUGAAUAUGGAGAAUUUGGGAGGGAGAGGGUCGUGUCAGAUCCACCUUGCCCAUUGGAUGGGAGGGGACGGGGAUCUCAACAACUUCCAGGCUGA
Magnolia sinica is the source of this 1129-nucleotide messenger RNA. RefSeq lists its product as uncharacterized. The transcript has 4 exons. Gene Ontology annotation, molecular function: rRNA (uridine-N3-)-methyltransferase activity. Gene Ontology annotation, biological process: rRNA base methylation. Lineage: Eukaryota; Viridiplantae; Streptophyta; Magnoliopsida; Magnoliales; Magnoliaceae. Gene Ontology annotation, cellular component: cytoplasm. The coding region runs from base 137 to 1129 and encodes 330 amino acids. The record is from RefSeq and is a predicted model, not a curated record.